UUGAAAUAAACAUUAUGUUGCUGAUUUGCUUCCAUAAUCCUAAAUCAAAUUUGAUUUUGAUGCGUUAGAGAAAAAAAUCGAUUCCAUCUACGAUCCACUCCUUUUCGCUAAACUAUGCAACUUCGACUGGUAAUGCCUGGCUGUUUCCAAAAUGGAAGCGCACAGGUCUACACGUGAAGUGUUCACUGAGGCAGUACGAGCUGUAUUAGAAACAUGGCCUGUUUUACAGAUAGCCGUAGACAACGGUUUUGGAGGUGUGUACGGCCAAGAUAAGGCAGACUGGAUGGUGGAUGUGGUUCAACAAUAUUUCCAUGACAACGCUAAUCUUCAGCAGUAUGAGGUGGAGGACUUUAUUGCUGACCUGAUGAACAACGAGUUUGACACAGUGGUCGAUGAUGGCAGUUUACCACAGAUAGCUGAGAGUAUCUCCGAGCAGUUCCUGCGGUGUCAGCAGGGGAAGCUGUCAGAGGUCAGGGAGCAGACAGCAAAGCUAGUGAAGAGGAAGGUUAUCAAGAGGGCUACAGUCACGGCUGCUCCUACGCCUGGUGAGGAGGAAGGCAGUGAUGAAGAUGAGACAGAGGCGAUGGAGUGCGAGGGAGCGUUGUCAAGUUCGGUCACCCUAGCAACAGCUCCUGCCAGGAAGCCAGACCCCCCUGCCCCAGAGGAAGAGGAUGAUGGAUGGACGGUAGUACGCAAGAAGAAGUAAGGGAGGAGAACUGAGGAGGAAUGGUAGCAGCAAGGAAGAGAGCUGUAGAUGGGAAAUAGAUAUUGAAGACUUUAUCAGAGCUGACUACAACCAUCAGUGGACAUUCUAUUUAUAUCAACGGUUUCCACAACCAGUUGUUGCCAUCACAAUGUCUAUUGAUCCCCAUGUUGGGAGUCCAAGGGAUGGAUGCUGGGGAUUUUUGCUGUUUGCUACAGAAGGUUUAUAUGUAUUACUGGACCUCCUGAAGGGUAGAUGCUGUAAGAAGGACUUGCUCUUAGGAUCUGAGGGAUAAGAGUUUUAAUCUUAGCUGGUUAAGUGUCAGACCCAGGCCAGAUUGCAUCUGCAAUAGAAAAUGUCCCGGUGGUCACGUGUGGAAUAUUGUUUGCCUAUGUUGUUUUUAAAGGGUGAACAAAAAAACUGGCUAUUUCUUCUAUUUGGAAAAAUACAUCACUUUGAGCAAAUAUCUUUUUUUUUUUUUUUGGCACAUUUUGUAACUUACCAAAUUACAUAAAUUACUGAUGGAGAUGUUACAUUUACUGGACCAGUUUCUAAACCAUGACAUAGAAAGUAGCAGCAGCAGAAAAAUCUAAUUUAAAAGCCAUUUUCUGUGUAUGACAAUAAACACUUGUGCAUCCAGUUUUCAAAAAGGAUUUAUUUAUUUCAGAAGAACACAGGUUGUAAGAUCUCUGGGUUCAGUUCUUUCAUUCAUAUUCGCAUAUACUUUUAAUGUUCACAAAAUAUGCAUUCCACACAGUUUGGCGACAUGUAUAAAAAAAAGUGAAGGCAAUUAUAUUUUUUUGUAUUUUUUUUUUCCAUUUCACAUCUGGCAUAUCAAGGCACUAUUUUAACAUAUAUGUGACUGGGGGACAAGGUCGUACACUUAAACAAACUACAUAUACAGUAUCAUAUAAUACCUCAUUCUUUAUCUUUCCAUUUACACAGUUGUAAAGCUUCUUCAAUAAAUUAAAGAUUGGUAGACAUUAGCUUACUGCUACUUAUGUGCUUAAUAAGAGUAUGGAUACGAUACUUCCAUUUAUAUUAGCUACAGUA
Messenger RNA from Hypomesus transpacificus, 1756 nucleotides. It is a transcript of the gene tsr2, whose product is annotated as TSR2 ribosome maturation factor. The transcript has 5 exons. Gene Ontology annotation, biological process: maturation of SSU-rRNA from tricistronic rRNA transcript (SSU-rRNA, 5.8S rRNA, LSU-rRNA). The record is from RefSeq and is a predicted model, not a curated record. Gene Ontology annotation, cellular component: nucleus. The coding region runs from base 152 to 706 and encodes 184 amino acids. NCBI's taxonomy places the organism in Eukaryota, Metazoa, Chordata, Actinopteri, Osmeriformes, Osmeridae.